UCGAUGAGUUAAUCUUUAAUACUCAUACAAAUGAAAAUGAUACAUUAAAUUUAGAAGAAGACCAAUGGACUAAAGGUAGUCACAUAAAUGAUUAUUUUAAAAUCUCAAGGAGGGAAAAAAAUAAACAGAUAGAGGAUAGCUUCUUUGAAAAUAACAAGGAAACCAAUAGACUAUUGCCUGAUUUGCAAUCUAUUAGCACACAUGAUCAAUUUUUAAUUAAUAAUAAGAACCAGCCUGAUCAUGAAUACAUUAAUGACAAUCAACAAGCUGAAAAUAGCAGAGAAGCUAUGACAAGAAAUGAAUUUACUAAACUUAUUAAAAAAAUUAAAGAGAAAGAGAUAACAUUGGUUAUCUGA
Molecule: messenger RNA, 356 nt
Organism: Racocetra persica
Lineage: Eukaryota; Fungi; Glomeromycota; Glomeromycetes; Diversisporales; Gigasporaceae
Source: the annotation of a GenBank genome assembly